Molecule: messenger RNA, 387 nt
Organism: Penicillium samsonianum
Lineage: Eukaryota; Fungi; Ascomycota; Eurotiomycetes; Eurotiales; Aspergillaceae
Exons: 2
Coding region: 1-387 (128 amino acids)
Source: RefSeq, a predicted model, not a curated record
AUGAGCAGCGAUAGUAGCACCAACCCCCAAACGACAGCGGUCGCUGGCGGCACCAGUACCGAACCCACUCCCGCUAACGAUGUCGGCGGUGGAGAAGGAUGGGGCGACAGGCUGUGGUUAGGUGGCAAAAAUGAGGGAUUGGGUCACGCAGGGGCCACCAAUCCUAGAUCAACAAUGGGCGACUUCCUCGCUUUGAACGAUCAGAAGACGCGUGCGCAAAAUAAGUACCUUGAGCGUGAGAGCUUGCUUCAUGCCGAGGUUAAGCCUAUGAAUGUCGAAGGAGAGCCGACUUGCGCCACUGAAGAUCAUAGUUUUAUGAGCCGUAAGGCCGGUGACCCGGAUACUUAUCCUGGGUGGAGUACACUUAAGAACUUUUUCGGCAGGUGA